This is a messenger RNA of Pestalotiopsis fici W106-1, 1053 nucleotides long. RefSeq lists its product as uncharacterized. Gene Ontology annotation, biological process: DNA-templated transcription; regulation of DNA-templated transcription. The coding region runs from base 1 to 1053 and encodes 350 amino acids. Gene Ontology annotation, molecular function: zinc ion binding; DNA binding; DNA-binding transcription factor activity, RNA polymerase II-specific. NCBI's taxonomy places the organism in Eukaryota, Fungi, Ascomycota, Sordariomycetes, Amphisphaeriales, Sporocadaceae. The record is from RefSeq and is a predicted model, not a curated record. The transcript has a single exon.
AUGGACGUAUCGGCACCGCGUGACAACCCCAUCGACUCUAUACAUUCUCAAUCUCAAGCUCAAAAAGGACUCGUCCGUAACCAGAUCGCCUGCGAGAGGUGCCGCCUGCACAAGCAGAAAUGCGAUGGCGCCUCCCCUUGCAGCAAAUGUGCGCAGAGAGGUGUGACUUGUGCAUAUAGAGUAAAGAAGCGUCCUCGUCGGAAGCGGGCUGUGGCCCUGCCCAGACAAGGGACAGCAGCGUCGACAGCAGCGUCGACAGCGGCUGAGCUUUGUAGCCUUUUCCCGCGUGUGCGUGCCUCGCAAGAUCUUCCGGGCAAGUCCUUUUCGGAGCUAUACUACGGCCCGUCUUCCAACUUUUCUCUGAUGCAGCAGCUGUAUCGUCAGUUGAGCCAUCAUCACGGGGUUGGGUUGCAACCUUCUCCGGGAUACGUCCAGGAUGCCGGCGACGGGCUCGACGAAUUCCACUAUCGGAAUGUAUGUUUUCAUUCCCAGCUGGCCAACCUUGACCGACCGCCUUAUGAAAAUGCGCCAAACGACCCGCCUCGGUAUCUAGACGCCUACUUUGAAACUAUCGGCGUUUUGUUCCCUAUUGUGAGAGAGGAAGAUUUGCGUGCUCGGCUGCCUCACUUGGAAGCACUGGACGGCCUGGCAUUGGCUCCACUCCAUCGAGCCGUCCUACUCGCGGCACUCGCCACGGGUGCUUUGUUCUGCGGCGCCAGAGACGAGGGCGAGGGGCUUCUCCAGAUGGCCCAUCAGAUUGCCGAUGAGUACCGGCAUAUAAUCAACAAUGAAGUCGUAAUCUUCAACUUCCUUAUGAUAAGUAGAUUCUUCUGUCUCCCUGAAGACAAAACCAGGACUUUUGCUAAGUUUCUUGCUCACGCUCUGUUCUACGAUUGUACCGGCCGAUACAACUUGGCUUACCUGCACAACGGGCACGCAUGUCGCGCAGCCCAUGCUGUCGGACUGCACCAGACGUCGUGGACCUCAAACAGCAUGGCCAGCGAUCCCUUGGGCCCUACCGUCUAUUGUGCCCUCUUCGUACAGGAAAGGUGA